AGAGAGAGAGAGAGAGAGAGAGAGAGAGAGAGAGAGAGAGAGAGAGAGAGAGAGAGAGAGCAGCAGUACGCAAAAGCCCCGGGAGAACACACACCCACCCCCCACGCAAACAUACACACACACACAUACAGUCAGUCGAACCGAGAGUCAGUCUCCGUUCCGCUGCUGUGGUUUGGAGUUUAAACGCGUCCGUGUGAACGAGUCGUGGAUUAUUACGCGGAUAACGCGGGGAACCAUGAGCUGGGGAACCGAGCUAUGGGAUCAGUUUGAUAACCUAGAAAAGCAUACGCAGUGGGGAAUAGACUUUGUGGAAAAAUACACCAAAUUCGUGAAGGAAAGAUCAGAGAUCGAGCUUAACUAUGCAAGACAGAUCAGGAAUCUGUCCAAGAAAUACCAGCCUAAGAAGAAAGAUGAAGAUGAAAAUAAGUACACGUGGUGUCGGUCGUUUCAUUCGACGCUGAAUGAGAUGAACGAUUAUGCCGGCCAACAUGAGGUCAUCGCUGAGAACAUGACAUCACAAAUCAUCGCUGACCUGACGCGAUACACGCAGGAACUCAAAUCAGAGAGGAAAGCGUAUUUCCAUGAUGGGCGGAAAGCACAGCAACAAAUUGAAUCCAGUUGGAAGCAGUUGGAGGCUUGCAAGAGGAAGUUUGAGCGGGAGUGUAAAGAGGCCGACCGAGCUCAGCAGUAUUUUGAGAAGUUGGACGCAGAUAUCAAUGUGACAAAAGCAGAUGUGGAGAAGGCACGUCAACAAGCACAGAUGAGACACCAGAUGGCUACUGACAGCAAGAAUGAAUAUUCCUCGUACCUGCAAAGAUUCAACCAGGAACAGAACGAACAUUAUUACACCAUCAUCCCCAGUGUUUUCCAGAAGAUCCAGUUGAUGGAGGAGAAGAGGAUAGAGAGAAUCGGCGAAUCGUUGAAAACGUACGCGGAGGUGGACCGACAGAUUCUGCCCAUCAUCGGGAAAUGUCUGGAUGGAAUGACACAGUCGGCCGAAUCCAUCGAACCCAAGACUGACUCAUCUCAGGUGAUAGAAUCAUAUAAAUCUGGCUUUGAGCCUCCAGGAGACGUGGAGUUUGAAGACUACGGUCAGGCGAUGAAGAGAACGGUGUCUGAGACGAGCCUCACUAACUCACGCUCGGACAGCAAAGUAGAUCGCUCCAGCAAGGGCAAGACUAAAACUCUCUGGCCUUUCAAGAAAAACAAGCUUAUGUCCCUGUUAACGUCCCCCAUACCCCGCCAGGCCCCCCCUGACCCUCCCUCACCUUCUGCUGUGACCCCUGACCCCUGCCCCACUCCUCAGACCCCCAAACAGUCCAAGGAGCCCCUGUCCCACCGAUUCAACGACCUCAUGACCUCCAAGCCCAAAAUGCACUGCCUCAGGAGCCUCCGGCGAGGGUCUGCCCAGUCUCUAUAUUAUAAUAAAGAGAUAAUGAAGAGGACUCUCGGCCGGCCUACAUAUGCGUUUGAGGCCAGGCAGUAUGUUCUGUCUCUGAAGCUGCUCUCACUCAAUGCCCACGUGCGGAACCUUAUUGAGGGUUCAACUCCUGAGGAUUUUAGUCAUUUGCCUCCAGAACAGAGAAGAAAGAAACUUCAGGCUAAGAUAGACGACAUCAAUAAAGACAUACAGAAAGAGAUGGAUCAAAGAGAUGCUUUGACUAAAAUGAAGGAGGUUUAUGUGAAGAACCCACAGAUGGGGGAUCCUAACAGCGUAGAUCCCCGGUUAGCAGAGAUCGCCAACAACAUUGAUAAACUGCAGAUGGAGGCUCAGAAGUUUGAGGGCUGGUUAGCGGAGGUAGAAGGAAGGAUGCCAGUGAAGAGUGACCCUCCGAAGAGGACGAGUGUCCUGUUUGAGACCCAAAACAGUACACCACCCACUAACAACAACUGUGCACAGGACCGAGAGAGCAGUCCGGAUGGCAGUUAUACAGAGGAACAGAGUUCUGAGGUCCAGAAUAAAGUCCAACCAGAACCACCGGAGUUUGACGAGUUUGAUGAUGCAGAUGAAGACAUGCUACCGACCAUCGGCACCUGCAAAGCCAUUUAUCCGUUUGAAGGUCACAAUGAAGGUACCAUCGCAGUGACAGAGGGUGAGCUGCUGUACGUUAUAGAGGAAGAUAAAGGUGACGGAUGGACGCGUGUUAGGAGAAAUGAGGAAGAGGAGGGUUACGUCCCCACAUCUUACGUCGAAGUCUUUCUGGACUCCAGCGCCAAAGAGCUUUUUUCUUGGAGAAGGAUUUAUCUUCCUGAGGAUUCGUAAAGUUUGGAAGGAGGACUCAGUGGUGCAGGGCAAACAGCAACCACAUGUGGGGAAAACUACAGCCAACACUUCAUGGCCAACCUAGAGUGACACAGAGAGAGAGAGAGAUUAUAAAGGUCUCUCGGCCUAAAGGCGUUUGUAAAUCUCCUGCUGUAGAAAAGAACAGCAAAUCAGAGGAAUGAGAAAUAUUAUGACAUUAGAUUUAUUACCUGUUUGUUAUUUUAUAAUAAGGUGAAUUUGAUCUGCGCAUCAUUUUGCUUUACGGCUGAGCUUCGCUGAACAGUGCUAAAUUUGUUUCGGCUCGUGCGCGCGCGUGUGUGUGUGUAUGUUUGUAUCUGUCUUGUUUGUGUGUCCCUGAUCUGUCCCAAACUAAAAUCCACAAUGAACCAUUAAAUGUGGCCUGUUAAAGGAAAUAAACCCUCAGUACCACAUCCAAAACAAGUGUUUUUUCUUCGGUGAGAAGUACAGUAUAAAGAAACAAAUUAUAAUUGGGUUGUAAAUGCCUGUAAGGAUGUAUGAUCCUAUACAUAAAAUUGACUCAUUCUGGAAGUCUGCUCCUUUAUCAGGCCACACCCCUUUAUACUCUUUAAGGCGGGGCUUCGCUGACCAACAGCAUGUCUGCUUGCCCUGGCACCUCCUCUGUCUCCGCCCUUCCAGUGCACUUACUCAAACCUUAUUUGUUUGUUAACCGUUCAUCAUUUCUUACUCCACUUUUACUUUCGUCAUGACAUGAUUUACAUUUUCCUUCAUCCAGUGAUUUCUUUAUCCGUCCAAUCGCUGCUCGGCAAACUCAAGCAAGCACUGUUUUCAUUUGCUGGAUGAUGAAAUGGCUUUUUUCUGUUAACACAUGAUAGAUACAUACAUGAAUAUGGUGACCUGUUGAAAUAGGUAUGUAUUUAUCGUGAUGUUCAUGGUUUUACCCUGUGGAGUACCCAGUUGAGAAUCAUUGUUUUAUCAGGUUUCAUUUACCUGGGAUCUUAUGAUGGUUUUUAAUGUAUCCUGAGCCAAAUGUACAGGUUAACCAGACGAUUGAUGUGCAGCGGGUGCGUGGCCUUCAUAUCUUAACCUGAAUUUGAGGUUUUUAAUUAAAUCAUUUUUUUUUAUUGUACUUACUAUGGUUUGACAGUUUUCUUUCCUGUAAUGUCUAUGAAGAGAUUUGUAUUAUUUCAAUGACUACUCGUCACUUCUUGAGGCACAUAAUCAUUUUUAUAUUUCUUAUAUAUAUAUUUGUUUAAUUGUCACACCCAAGUUGGUUCAGGAGAGGUUUUAGGAUGACUAAGUCUAAUAAUAUUAUUCUCAUGCCACGAAACUGCUAUUUAAAGUUGAGGAAGAUCUUUUCUUGUGCUGAAAUAUGCUUUUCUAACCUAGCUAAAGCAUCUGCAUGUGACUCUAUUAUGACAUCUUAAACCGCUCUGUUUGUUUGAGCAUCCCGUCCUGUUCGACAUACGGUGCGACUUUGGGCGCGGCGGUCUGUUUGUCCAAACAAUAGAGUUAAGUGUUGAGGAAAUCGUUGCGAAAAACAUUACUUUUGCAAUUCCGUUAGGCUUUAAAAAUACACAUUUCACAUAUAAUGCUGAAAGCUUUUAUUUUCGAUUUAGUUAUUUUAUGUUGAAUGAAUUGCACAGCCUCAACAUAAAAUAAUUAUUUGGGUAACAUAACUGACUGACUCGCCAUUAAUGAAACUGUAAAUACGAAGAAGUGUAAGUAAAGAGAAAGUUAUGAAAAAUAAAUAAUAAGACUUGUCUUCCAAACACAAGUUUCUAUUUGAGAUCACACAAUGAUUGCGAGCAUUUCCACUUUUUGAGCCCAUGGUUACAUGCCGUUUUCAGUCACUUUAUGGCAAAAAUACAAACUGUUGUUUCUGUAAGAGAAGAUAUCUCGGCCUCUAUGACAUGAAAUCAGUUGCCCUGUCCCGCAUUCGCUCUUUUGGCCUACAAAACACCAUUCCCAAAUAAGAGAAUUAUAAAUAUAUGUGUAUAUCUAUAAGUACAUGUCUAUAAAUAAGAGUGAACUACCAAACCAUGGUAAGAGUCUAUUUUUAAAUUUUGAUGAAUAAAAGUGUCCCAGCUUCUUUUUUCUGCUUUGCUAAAUUAAAUAACCUUUUUUUGAUGGGAUCUGCCAACUGUUUGUUUUGCACUUUUUUGUUUGUUUGUUAUGCUUGUGUUUUUGAGCACUGAAUACUUUGUAUGUGUUAACUGUGCCAAUUAAAAAUAGAUGGGAAAAUCAAA
Messenger RNA from Paramisgurnus dabryanus, 4491 nucleotides. It is a transcript of the gene fnbp1b, whose product is annotated as formin binding protein 1b. The record is from RefSeq and is a predicted model, not a curated record. Lineage: Eukaryota; Metazoa; Chordata; Actinopteri; Cypriniformes; Cobitidae. Gene Ontology annotation, biological process: signal transduction. Gene Ontology annotation, molecular function: protein binding.